CAAAAAUAUAACUACUGUAAACAAAUUCAACAUAUCUCAAUAAAAUUAAAAUUAUCUCCGUGUUAUCUAUAUUGCUGGUAUGAUUGGUUUUUUUUAGAUUUGAAGAGAUUAUGUGGUCCAAAAGGAAAGACUUGUCUGGAAUCUUCCAGAAAUUGACAGGAAGACCUUACGUUGUCGAUAUACCUAAUCGACUGCCAGAUUUCCGGAUUCGGUCCACGGAGAAAGAUGAUUUCUUCUGCCUACAGACCAUGGCAGAACAUUUGGAAACUGCCUGUUUUCCACCUCCUGACUUUUGUUACUUAAUGGAGAUGGCAAAUUUGAUGUAUACAGUUGUUGGUAAAAAUGACGAAAUUCUCGGUCAUGCGACUUUUAUGGAUUUUCCAGAAAUUUAUCCUAAAGGAGUAGACGAAUCAUCUUGGAUACAGUGGUUGAAUAGUCAAGUUAGGGAUCAUAGUUUUAAGUUUAUAAAUGCAAUUUUCUUACAUUAUUUUGUAUUUGUAAACCCUCUUCUCUCAGUGCAUUAUUUGAAACAAAUUCUACAAUAUUUAUUUGAAAAUGAAUAUCAUAUACAAUAUUGUUUUGUCAUCUUAUUGAAAACUGUUAAACAAGGUGAGUUUUAAUUGUUAGUGCUAUCAAUGUAAUUUUCUACAUAAUUUCUCUUAUUCAAGAUAAUAUUAAGCAUAUUUAUUAGCUUAUUAACUUCCAAACAAGGAAGUUAAACUUUUUAAAAUUCAAGUUACAUAUUCAAAAAAUUCAUAAUUUUUCUGUAAUAUGUUUUCUUUUUAAUUGGACUGCAAUGUUAACUUUCUCAUGGAUUAAAUUAAUUAGUAGCUUUUCUAUAAAUGUCAAGAAGAAUAGAAGUUGAAUCUGCAGUUUGAACAAUCAGGUUGAUAUGUUAUGUCGUUUGCUAUUCAGACUUCCAUUUCAUCUUUAUAUGUAAUUUAGACUUGUAAUACAAUAAUGCAGUUCAGCUCAUUAAUUUCAACUGUGUUUGAUUACUGUAUACACCCAAUUCUGCUUUUACACCCAAAAAAUCUGUGUAGAAAAGACACUAUCCAUAUGAAAAAUGGAAGAUUGGUUAAUCAUCUUAAAAACUAGUAAAAUACAAUAAAUUACAAUAAAUACAAAUAAAAUACAAUAAUACAAUAAAUUUAUUAAUACAAUAGGAUGUGGUCAAACAAAAUAUUUCAAGUUUAGUUAAUAAAUCGAAGAAGAGACAAUUGUAACAUACUUAUCAGAAAAAUUUAAUAAAUUUAUAUUUGCACAAAUUUAAUUUUAUUUAUUAUUUGACUUUAAUUAAACACCAGACUAUCACUAUUUUUUAACACCUAAUGAUGAGAAAAAAACCUCUCUGCCAUAUUGAAAGAAAUUAGAAGAAAUUCAGCCAUACAAACAAUCAUCAAACAUUGAAUUAAAUGUUUUCCAUCUGCAUUGGUCGAGGGAUAAAUUCUGAGCAAAUUGCUAUACACUUUCAAAUAAGUGAUAAUGAAUAUUCAAAACUUAAAAUACAAUAUACAGGUAUCCCUUGUAUAACACGGCAGUUACUUUCCAAAAAAGUGCCAUGUUAUGCAAAUCCAUGCUAUAUGAAACACUGGACUAGUCAAAGGGUUAAGUUCCAAAAGUUAACGAAAGUAUACUAUUUUUUUUAUUACUAAGAAAAAUAUGUUUAUUAAA
Molecule: messenger RNA, 1674 nt
Organism: Centruroides sculpturatus (bark scorpion)
Lineage: Eukaryota; Metazoa; Arthropoda; Arachnida; Scorpiones; Buthidae
Product: cilia- and flagella-associated protein 61-like
Exons: 3
Coding region: 111-620 (169 amino acids)
Source: RefSeq, a predicted model, not a curated record